Molecule: messenger RNA, 3614 nt
Organism: Oryzias latipes (Japanese medaka)
Lineage: Eukaryota; Metazoa; Chordata; Actinopteri; Beloniformes; Adrianichthyidae
Product: volume-regulated anion channel subunit LRRC8E-like
Cellular component (GO): cytoplasm
Molecular function (GO): protein binding
Source: RefSeq, a predicted model, not a curated record
ACUGCUGAGAAAGAGUUCCUUCGAUUUAAAGUGGGAGUGAUCUGAAAUUCACAUCCGCAUGUUUGGACUCACUUUUUUUUCCUUCACUCCGGUGAUUUCCUCUGAGGAGACGAAGCUGCCCUGCCUGAGUGACUGACUGACUAUCUGACUGAAUGACUAUCUGACUGACUGACUGACACCCGCGGUGUCUGCCCAGACGCAGAAUCCGUGUGAAGAAGGAGCACGAUGAUCCCAGUGGCAGAACUCAAGAGCUUCUCCCAACCCAACGCACAGUUUCUGGUGCUCAAGCCGUGGUGGGAUGUUUUCUCCGAGUACCUGUGCGUCACCAUGCUUAUGAUUGGAGUCUUCGGAUGCACCCUGCAUCUCACCCAAGAGAAGAUCUCCUGUCUCCCUAGCCACUUCACCAGCCCGACCCCCGAGGUCAUCAACUGCAGCCACGUCCGCAACUACAGGGACAAUGAGACGUCACAGAGCACACCAGUCAGACCAGCCAACCCCAUCAUUACAGAAGUGUUUGGACACAAGAACAACCUGGACUUUCACCAGUACGUCUUUGUCAACAUUUAUUGCUAUGAACACUCUGUCCACUGGUUUGCAAAGUACUUCCCUUACCUUGUUGUGAUUCACACCCUGAUCUUUAUGGUGGCGAGCAGCUUUUGGUUCAAGUUCCCUGGUACAUCUUCUAAAAUUGACCUGUUUGUCAACAUUCUGGGGAAGUGCUUUGACUCGCCAUGGACCACAAGGGCAAUCAGUGAAGUUUCUGAGGAACGAGGAGAAGAGAAUUUGGUUAUUUUGAGAAAUAACACCAUGUCAAAAGAUUUUGGAGAGCGACGAGUGAAUGAAGAGGAGAAUGUAGGGCUUCUUCGUUCUGCUUCCGUCAAGUCUAACCCUGACAAGAAGGUCUCGGAUUCUCAGUCUCCUGCUUCUGUCUUGGACAAGAAGGAAGGAGAGCAGGCCAAAGCUCUUUUUGAAAAGGUGAAGAAGUUUCGCACUCAUGUGGAGGAGGCAGACAUUUUGUAUCACAUGUAUGUUCUGCAAACAUCACUAAAAGUUUUCAAGUUCCUUGUCAUCAUCAUUUACACUGCAGUCCUAGUACCAAACAUUGAAAUUGUCGUGCGAUGCCACGUUCCUCCUGAGCUGACUGGAUUUGAUAUCUAUUGCUGCAACCAAAACAAAGCCCACCUCUUCUCCAAACUUGCCUACGCCUAUAUCUGCUUUGUGGGAGUGUAUGGCCUUAUGUGCAUCUACACCCUUUACUGGCUGUUUCAUCGACCACUGAGGGAGUACUCCUUUGAUCACGUCAGAUUUGAGACCGGCAUUAAUGACAUACCAGAUGUAAAAAAUGAUUUUGCGUUUCUCUUCCACCUUGUGGACCAGUAUGAUGCUCUUUAUCCCAAAAGGUUUGCUAUUUUUCUCUCUGAAGUCAGCGAGAGCCGCCUCCACCAGCUCAACCUAAACCAUCAGUGGACGACCAAAAAACUGCGUACCCGCCUCGCCAAAAACUCCAGCAACAACACAGAGCUUCACCUGUCAAGGCUUCCUGGGCUUCCCGACACCGUCUUUGAACUUCCUGAAGUCCAGUCCCUGAAACUAGAGCAAAUUAGUAACAUCACUAUCCCGGCAAGUGUGGCAAAGCUGGAGCUCUUGCAGGAACUAUCGCUGAUCUACUGUACUGCAAAGCUCCAACAGUCUGCCUUGAACCACUUCAGAGGCCAUUUGAAGAUUCUACAUCUGACUUUUGAGAGCUCAGAGGAGAUCCCUUUGUGGAUCUACAGCCUUCAGAGUCUGGAGGAGUUGUAUCUGUCUGGCCCUUUAACCAACGACGUUUCCAAGAGUCCAUCUCUGGAGUCACUGCGAGAACUCCGAGCUCUGAGAGUCCUCUAUCUGCGCUCCAAUCUCCGAAAGAUUCCCCCCAGUGUUGGGGAUGUUGCUUCAAAGUUACAGAAGCUGUGCAUCCACAACGACGGCUUCAAGAUCCAGGUCUUUAGUGGCUUGAAGAAGCUCAGCACCCUGGUGUCUUUGGAGUUAGUGGCCUGUGAUCUUGAACGCAUCCCAAGUGCUGUCUUUAGCCUCAGCAACCUUGAAGAGCUGGACCUGAAGGAAAACAAACUGAACACUGUGGAAGAGAUUCUGAGCCUACAGCACUGCCGGCGCCUAGUGACACUCCGACUGUGGCACAACAAAAUUACCUACAUUCCAGAUCACAUCAGUAAGCUGCGCACCUUAGAGACUCUCGACCUCAGCUGGAACAAGCUACAAAAUCUGCCCUCUCGGCUCUUUCACUGCACUAAGCUGAGGCAUCUCGAUGUCUCCCACAACGAGCUCACCUGUUUGCCCCCCGAGGUGAGCAUCCUUCAGGGUCUUCAGUUCUUCUCUGCUGCCUUUAACUCCCUGGAAUCACUGCCGGAGGAGCUGUUCUCCUGCAAAAAAUUAAAAACACUCAAUCUUGGCAACAACCGCUUAUCGUAUCUCAGCCACAGAGUGGCCAACCUUCCCCAAUUGGUCCGACUAGAUGUCAAAGGGAACCGCCUGGAGUCUUUACCUGUGGAGAUAGGGGACUGUCCACUGCUUAAAUCCAGUGGGUUGAUGGCUGAGGACAGUUUGUUGGAUCAGCUGCCCUCAGACCUACGAGACAAGCUGACUGAAGGAUGACAGUGUGGAGACGAGGACGUUACUGACUCUUCUCAGAAGAAGAUGUUUGUCCAGAAACUGCAUGAGUGUUUCCUCAGGGAAGCCCAGGAUUACCUGAAAUACAGACAGAAAAAGAGUAACUAUAAGAGAACCUGGAAGAAACUUUGUGUUAUCCAUGGAUGUGAGGGAGUUCAAGAAAAAAACUUCAAGUGCUUUUACAGAUAUGUUUUUUUCAUCUAGUGUCACUGGUGCAGAUGACCGAAAUGGGUAAUGCUUUCUUUUACAGUACAGUACUUACAGGGUAUUUAAGUGGUAAUUUCAUGGUACCUUUGUUGUAACCAUUGGGUACUUAAUAAUAAUAAUAAUAAUAAUUGAUACUUCAUUAAUCCUAGAGAAGAGAAGCUAGUCUAUGAACUGCAGACUAGCCGCGCUAGGGGGGGACAGCUGUCUGGGGAGAGCGGGAUUGAUCCGCCAGUCCUUUGGUUGUUGGACGACCUGCUCCACCGCCUGAGCUAAACUGCCGCCCCAGUGGUACUUGAUUUGUAUUAAGGUACUGCUAUUUGGCUUAUACUUACCCGGUACCUACUGAUCAUUUAUGUUGAAUCAAUUGCACAUUUUUGUACAUAUUUCUAACAGAAACAGUAGAUUUUCCUUCAAGUCCCUAAAUUUUCAUGAAUCUUUGUAUUAUUAGGUAGUAGAAGACAUGACCACUUUUAGGGUCUCCAUGUUAAACAUCAAGUUCAAACAACCAUGUUUUUCCUUUCUGUGCUCCUCAAGUCAUGCAAAAACCUUUGGAAAUAAGCUAAAUGGUCACAAUUAAUAACAAUGUUAGAACUUUGAGUUCACCAGUACCAACAUCCUUUAUGAAUAGAAGACAAAUAUGGAAAUAUCUGCGAAGUGACCAUUUAGAGGUUUUCCACAGUAAGCCGUUUUUUCUUUUUUGUUCACAAGAAAUGGUUUAUGUCCCCAGGAAGAAAAAAAAA